GACUGCUUUCAAUCGUGUUUAUGCUGCCAACAGCUCUGGACGCUACUAGAAACGUGAAGAUUUAUUCAAAGUGUUGAAGGAAAACAAGAUUAAUGAAAAUACAAUAAAAAAAUUGAAAAAUAAAACAAAAAUAAAAAUUUACAAAGUGCGUUUUGGUUUAAAACGGAAAUACCGACUGUUUUGUGUGGUAAAUUUUUAUUAAGUAGAAUAUUUACGUGUGUUUGGAGAGUAAAUUCUCUUUAGCAGCAGCAACUUAAGCAACAACAACAACAACUCCGCCCACGCAAUAAAUUGCGACGAAUUUUUCUAGAGCAAAGCAAAGCGAAAAUUUUUGCAAUUUUUUUGAUUUUCAACUGCAACUGAAACAACAACAGCAACAACAACAAUAUGUUCAGCUCAUUCACAGCAUCUCUCAAAAGCUUGGGCGAUAAGACCGCCAACCUUUUCAGUCGCAAGAAAGAUGAUGUUGAGAAAUUGGCCAAAGAGAAAGCCGACAAUGCAGGCAAAAUGGCCGAGGAGCAGGCCAAGGCCGUAGGACAAUCGGUACAGCAGACCAAGAGUGAAGCGGAAAAUUUGGCGGCCAGUACUGCCAAGGAAGCCGCCGAUUUGGCAGCUACUGAAGCCCAAAAAGCUGGUCAGGCCAUUAAUGCUGGUGUAGGCCAGGCUCAAGCCGCUGUAGAUCAUUCUAAGCAAACAAUCGACAGCACAGUGCAACAGGCGAAUGCUGCGGCUGCAAAUGCCAAGCAAGUGGCCGCCAAUGUGGCUGAGGCAUCACAGAAGGCUGCUGCCAAUGCUGUCGAUCAAACGAAGAAGGCUGCCAACGACGCGAUCAACAAGAGCGUCAAGGCUGCUGAACAGACGGUCGACACGAAAAUGAAGGAAGCCGAACAUGCCAUUGACGGCGCCGUUAAGCAGACUAGCCAAGCGGUCGAUCAGAAGAUGAAUGAAGCCAAUCAAUACGUCAGUCAAAAACGUGAAGACUUGGAGAAGACUAUCCACGAUGGCGCCGUGAGCGCACAAGAUUCUGCUGGUAACCAAGCUGCCAAUCUGCUGGGCAAACUACACCUUGGCAAGUAAAGAGAGCAGGCUGCUUUUUAACAGUUGGCAGGAAGAAAAGAAGGAGGAAGUUCGGAGGGGAAGUGGAAAGGAGGAGUUAGGAGUUUAGUUAUAUAAUUUGUAAUAUGUGGCAAUUUUUAAAUAAGCAGAUGGAGGAAACUGAAAGAAAUAUAAAUAAACCAAUAAUACGCAAUGCGCAAGAAGAAUGUUGGAAAUAGCAACAAAAAGCAAGUACACACAAGCAAAUGCAAAAACACAUACACUUACAGGAAACUAGAAACCCAGCGGCAUGAAAGCGCGAAAUAAAAUAGAUAUUAAAAUAUUGGAGCUGUAAAUGUGAAAUGCAGAAAACAAAAACAAAACAAAAAAUUUAAAUAAAAUUGCAAGAAAAAAUAUUUAAAAAAAAUUCAAAGUGAAGUUAGAUCAAGUAAUUUGAGAGGAAUGUAAAUUGUAAAUCGUUAGCUUGCGAAAAGAAGAUUCAUUAGCUUCUGGAAUUUUGUGAAAAUUUAAAAAAAUCAAAUAACAAGUGCCAGUUUUGUGAUCGUAAUGCCGAAAAAAUAUAUUUUCAAAAUGCUUUUAUAAAUAUAUCGGCAACGCAUACAUAUUUACAGUUAUAAAAGUAGUGAGAAACGGAGUAAUGGAACGGAGUUGAUUUCUAUGAAGUAUUUACAAAAAAAGUACUGGGUUCUUGCAACCGUAAAUUCAGAAAAACGGGAAAAUCAUACAACAAGCACUGCUGUUUAAUUAGCAAUUCAAAAAAGAUUAAAAAAAAAGAUAGAAAUAAAAAAUUUAAAUUUUAAAUGUCCAAAAGCAAAUGUGUCCAUCAUAUUAAAAAAAAAAAUAUGUAGGUUCAACAAAAUAAAAAAGGAAGAAAAUUAUUUUGUAAAAGAAAUUUGGAGCAAAAAAUUUAAAUAUGUUUGAGUUUUUGAAGUACAUUUUUCACUUAGUUUUUUGAUCUUUUUUUUUUCAAAAAAAAAAAAAAAUGCUUUUUUUU
Anastrepha ludens (Mexican fruit fly) is the source of this 2050-nucleotide messenger RNA. RefSeq lists its product as uncharacterized. Bases 388 to 1077 code for a protein of 229 amino acids. NCBI's taxonomy places the organism in Eukaryota, Metazoa, Arthropoda, Insecta, Diptera, Tephritidae. The transcript has 5 exons. The record is from RefSeq and is a predicted model, not a curated record.